AUGUCCUCUCGCGGACGAGGACGUGGACGCGGAGGCUUCUCCGGCUCCAAGGGCAACACGCGUUUCACCGGCAAGCGCGGCGGGAACCGCAACAAUGGCGACAGCGGCCUCGGGCCUCGUGACCGGCCAGCACCUGCACGCAAUGACGACGGCACAGCGCUCGCAGAGCGCUUUGAAGAGGUCAAGGUGCUCGAUGAGAUUGAUGACAAGCUCGGCUUCUACCGCUUCGAAAGCAACCUCGCCGCCGGCGAGACCAAGGAGGGAUGGCUUGUCAACAUGCACCAGACACUGAUGCAGUCCGAUACCCAUGCCAGCGGGCUUGCUGCCGUCGACUACUACUUCAUCCAGGACGAUGGAGGGAUGUUCAAGGCGACCAUCCCUUACCAGCCUUACUUCUACGUGACAUGUAGAGCCGGUACCGAGACCAUUGUCGAGGAGUGGUUGAUAAAGCGAUUCGAGGGGAUGGUUCAGAAAGUGCAGCGAGAGAAGAAGUGGGAUUUGGAUGUGCCAAACCAUCUGUUGUCCGCGCCACCCGUGCUCCUCAAGCUGUUCUUCCAGAAUACGACCGACUUCCAAUCGGUCCGCCGAGACUUGUUACCGCUGGCAGAGGCCAACUCUGCCAAGUUUACGGCGGUCGACGCGUACGCCGACGUUGUUGGGGCGGAGAGCGCGAACCACGGCGACGAUGGGCAACAACGCGCCUGGGGCGAGGAUGAGGACGCGAGGAAACGAAAGGAUCGCGAACCAUCAGAGUGUAUCAUCGACAUCAGGGAGCACGACAUCGCGUACUAUCUCCGAGUUGCCAUCGACCUCAACCUCCGUGUCGGUCUGUGGUACACCGUUUCCUCAUCGAUGGGCACCAUCAAGAUGGAGCGCAUCAAGGACCGUGAAAGGCGUGCCGAGCCUGUGGUCAUGGCGUACGAUAUCGAGACGACGAAGCAGCCGCUCAAGUUCCCCGACCAGCAGACAGAUCAGAUCAUGAUGAUCUCAUACAUGAUUGAUGGCCAGGGCUAUCUCAUCACCAACCGUGAGAUCGUCGGCGAGGACAUCGAGGACUUUGAGUACACUCCAAAGCCAGAGUACGAGGGAGAGUUUACCAUCUUCAACGAAGCAGAUGAGCCUGCAUUGAUACGAAGGUGGUUUGAACACAUCCGAGACUCCAAGCCGACCGUCAUGGCGACCUACAACGGAGACAGCUUCGACUUUCCGUUUGUGGACGCGCGUGCCAAGAUUCACGGCAUCAGCAUGUACAACGAGAUUGGGUUCAAGCCCGAUAACGAGGGCGAGUACAAGUGCAGCGCCUGCAUGCACAUGGACUGCUUCCGCUGGGUGAAGCGAGACUCUUACCUGCCUCAAGGAAGUCAAGGCUUGAAGGCUGUUACUACGGCCAAGUUGGGCUACAACCCCAUCGAGCUCGACCCCGAACUCAUGACGCCGUACGCCAUUGAACAACCUCAGAAGCUCGCCGCAUACUCCGUCUCCGACGCCGUUGCGACCUACUACCUCUACAUGAAAUACGUCAACCCCUUCAUCUUCUCGCUGUGCAACAUCAUUCCCCUCAACCCAGACGAAGUGCUGCGAAAGGGUUCGGGCACACUCUGCGAGACGCUUCUCAUGGUUGAAGCGUACGAUGCCCACAUCAUCAUGCCAAACCGACACGAAGACCCACACAGCGCUACCUAUGAGGGCCACUUGCUCUCGUCAGAGACCUAUGUCGGUGGUCACGUCGAAGCGCUGGAGGCUGGUGUAUUCCGCGCGGACAUUCCAACACACUUCAAGGUUGUGCCCAGCGCCAUGCAGCAGCUAUUGGACGACCUCGACAACGCGCUGAAGUUCUCGCUGGUUGAGGAAGGCCAGGUCAAACUUGAGGACGUCGAGAACUACGACGAAGUUAAGGCCGAGAUCGCAGCUGCACUGGAGCUCAUGCGUGACAACCCGAACCGCUUCGACAAACCUCUCAUCUACCAUUUGGACGUGGCCGCCAUGUACCCCAACAUCAUGUUGUCCAAUCGUCUGCAACCGGACUCGGUGAAGGAUGAGGCAGCUUGUGCGGUCUGCGACUACAACCGGCCGGACAAGGAGUGUGACCGACGGCUGGAAUGGGCAUGGCGUGGCGAAUACUUCCCCGCCAAGCGCGACGAGGUCAACAUGGUUCGGUACGCUCUCGAGCAGGAGCUCUUCCCCGGCAAGUUCCCGAACCAGCCAAAACGCCGUUACAUCGAUCUCGGCCCCGCUGAGCAGGCAGCGCUGCUGCAGAAGCGGCUGGGAGAUUACUCGCGCAAGGUGUACAAGAAGACCCACGAUACCAAGGUUGUCACCAAAACCGCCAUUAUCUGCCAGCGCGAGAACUCGUUCUACAUUGAUACCGUGCGCGCCUUCCGUGAUCGCCGAUACACGUACAAGGGCCUUCACAAGGACUGGAAGAAGAAUCUUGACAAAGCCCAGGGCAGCGGAGCCGCUCUCUCGGUCGUCGAUGAAGCCAAGAAGAUGAUCGUCCUCUACGAUUCGCUUCAGUUGGCGCACAAGUGUAUUCUCAACUCCUUCUACGGCUACGUCAUGCGCAAGGGUGCACGCUGGUACUCGAUGGAGAUGGCCGGCAUCACCUGCUUGACGGGUGCCAAGAUCAUCCAGAUGGCUCGCCAGCUGGUUGAGCAGAUUGGCCGACCUCUGGAGCUCGACACUGAUGGAAUCUGGUGCAUGCUUCCCGGCGUGUUCCCAGAAAACUUCAACUUCAAACUCAAGGGAGGGAAGAAGUUCGGCAUCUCGUACCCCUGCACCAUGCUCAACCACCUGGUGCACGAGCAGUUCACAAACCACCAGUACCACGAGCUCGUUGACCCCGAAAAGGGCAUCUACAACGUCAAGAAGGAGAACUCGAUCUUCUUCGAACUCGACGGUCCGUACAAGGCCAUGAUCCUGCCGUCGUCCAAGGAGGAGGACAAGCUGCUGAAGAAGCGAUACGCCGUCUUCAACUUUGAUGGCUCACUCGCAGAGCUCAAAGGCUUCGAAGUCAAGCGACGUGGCGAGCUGCAGUUGAUCAAGAUCUUCCAGUCUCAAAUCUUCGACAAGUUCCUGCUCGGCUCGACCACCGAGGAGUGCUACGCCGCUGUCGCCGUUGUCGCUGAUCAGUGGCUUGAUAUCCUGCAGAGCAAGGCAUCCAGUCUGCACGACUCUGAGCUCGUCGACCUCAUCGCCGAGAACCGAUCAAUGUCGAAAACCCUGGCCGAGUAUGGCUCGCAGAAGUCGACGUCUAUCUCGACUGCUCGCCGUCUAGCAGAGUUCUUGGGAGAGCAGAUGGUGAAGGACAAGGGUCUCUCUUGUCGGUUCAUCAUCUCGGCAAAGCCCAACGGAGCUCCUGUCACAGAGCGAGCUGUUCCCGUCGCCAUCUUCGAUGCCGACAUUGCUGUCAAGCGCCACUUCCUUCGCAAGUGGUUGAAGGACAACAGCCUUAACGACUUCGACAUGCGGUCCAUUCUGGACUGGGGCUACUACACCGAGCGUCUUGGUUCGGUUAUCCAGAAGCUCAUCACUAUCCCUGCUGCUCUGCAGAAGGUCGCCAACCCAGUCCCUCGUAUUCGCCACCCAGACUGGCUGUUUAAGCGUGUCGCUGCCAAGGAGGACAAGUUCCAGCAGCACAAGCUCACAGACAUGUUCGCCAAGAUGAGGACGAAUGCCAUCGCAGACAUGGAGGACAUUGGCUCUUCUGGCGCUGCUCCCAAGCCCAAGGUCGCUGUCGUCAAGCGUAAGAAGGCUCAGGAGCCGAAGGCGCCGGAGGUCAUUCCGGAUCCCAACGAGGACUACUCGGGCUACAUCAAGGCGAUGCGUAAGGUGUGGCGGAAGAAGCGUGCCGAGCGCACCCAUUCUCGAAAGCACGCGCCACGACCAGAUGGCACAGUUUCCUCUAUGAUUCGCACUCAGUCGGUCAACCUGGCGUCUCGUCAAUGGGAUGUGCUUCAGAUCGCCUCGACAUCUCGCCCGGGCGAGUUCCGACUCUGGCUGGCUAUCGACGGCACAUUCCAGAGCGUUCGGCUACGAGUGCCCCGCGAGUUCUACUUGAACUUCAAGAAGAAGCCAGGACUGGAGACGUUCUCGACGAGGUACGAUGUGGCACCCGUGACUCGAGUCCUCCCUCGCGGGCAGGCAUCGCUCAACUUGUACCGCCUCAUGGUCGACGAGGCGCUGUAUGUCGACGGCGAGUCACACUUCUCAAGUCUCAUCAAUAACCCCAAUGUCGAUGGAGCCUUCGAGUUGCAGGUCCCACUCGUCCUGCGCGCCCUCCUCAACCUUGGCACUGCCUGUGCUCUGAAGUCGGGUUCCCUUGGUGGCCUCAGCCACGGUCUGGACAAGGGUUUCGACCUCGUCGAGCUGGAGCGACCAGGUGCUAGUGUCAUUCGUCAUCGCUACCUCAACGGUGGACGAGGAUUGAGGUAUCACCUGCUGUUCCAUGCCACAGUCAACUCCCGCCACCUCAUUGCCUUGUUCUCUCCUGUUGGGCCGGUCAAGGUUUAUGUCGUUGACAAUGCUCGCAACCGCCAGCAGCUGCCGAACCCAUCACGAUGGUACUCGGAACUCGUCAACCGGGUCCCUCGAGGAGGGGCUUUCGAUUACCCAGAGGAGCUGCAGUUCGCUGUGACAUAUCUGCCAACCGAGACUGGUGCAAUGAAGCAGCUGGCCAAAGACCUCCAGGCCAUUCGUUCCGGUCUCAAUGUCAUUGCGCUCUGCUCGCCCUUCGAGCACGCCUACUACCAGGCUCGCCACGCCGUCUUCUCCGAGUUCCCGUUCAUGACCAUCAAGACGGUCAAGGACGAGGAGGCGUCCCUCAUGUGGUUGGUCAACACCUCCAAGCGCAUGGUGGUGCAGUAUCUCCGCCUGUCAGCUUGGAUUGCCGAGCAGAUCGACAUUGCAUCACACUACGACGUUCCAGUUGGAAACCUCGGCUCCGACCCCGCCACCUUCGUCGCUGAUCUUGAAUUUGCGCGCCGACUCCGACAGCAGGACAUGAUUCUGUGGUGGUCACCGUCUCCAAAGCCCGACCUCGGAGGAUCUGAAGAGGAUGCCAACGGCACAUUCGAUCUCUCUCCCCCUCACAUCUCAACCAAGGGAUGUUACUCCUCGGUCGUGUUGGAGAUGGAACUGGCCGACAUGGCCAUCAACGCCGUACUCCAGUCCGCUCUCGUCAACGAGAUGGAGGGCAGUGGUACUGGUUCGAUGGCCUUCGGCACCGCCUCACACAACCUCGACGAGUACGCACAGGGUACGGCGAACGCCAGCGUCAUGUUUGGCGACGCUGUGUUGUCCAUCCAGACCUUCACGAUCCUGAAGUCCUUGGCUCGCGGCUGGUUCCUUGACAAGGCUCGAGCACAUGUGCGUGGCGCCACCAACUCGUCGGCCGAUCUAGUCGUGGAUCACUUCUGGCGUUGGAUUAGCUCAAGCUCGAGCUGCAUGUUCGAGCCAGCCCUGUUCCGAUUCAUCCAUGGCCUCAUGCGCAAGACGCUCCUCCAGUUGUUGGCCGAGUUCAAGAGGCUGGGGACGCAAGUCGUCUACGCCGACUUGAAUCGCGUCUUCAUCCUCACUUCCAAGCCCGAUGCCGGGAGCGCGUUCGCCUUUGCCAAGUAUCUCGUCACGGCUGCCAACUCGCACGAACUGUUCCGCCACGUUGUUAUCGACGUUGUCCAGUUCUGGAACUAUCUCGCCUGGAUGGACGUUGCCAACUACGGCGGCGUCCGCAUUCCACCAGAGCUUGCUGGGAGUGGCGCUCCCCCACCGAAGCAGUUCGAACUGAGUACGGACUGGAACAUUCAAGCCUUCCUCCCCGUCGAGAUUCAGGGCACAUUCGAGCUUCGCGUGGCCGACUUCAUCUUCUUGCUCUACCAAGCGAAACGCAGCGUUACCGACAACCGCGGACCACUCCGCCCGAUCUACAACCUCAACGUCGAGACGUCCAACGAAGUUGUUGCCCAGGCAAAUCCGGCAAAAGAGAAGGAGAGGGUCGCAGCCGCCAAAGCCGUUUCGACCACACUCACGCGCAAACUGUUGGAAGAUGUCUCCAAGAUCAAGAGGGAGGUAGCUGUUGCUCAUGCCAACGCGCAGCAUGGGCAGCCGUCGUCGUUUAUCUUUCCCGACAUCCCUGGUACGCGGAGAGGAGAUCGCAAGCGCGAGAACGUCGCCCUCGAGUUUGUCAAGUCAUUGUGCGAGGUCUUCUCCCUUUCCUCUGAUUUGCUCGUCGACGUUCAAGUUCUCCGUCGCAACCUUUUGGACUUGGUCGGAGUCCGCGAGUUUGCAGCAGAUGCUCAGUUCCGCAACCCAGGCGAAAGCUUAGUCGUGCCAAUGGUUACUUGUGACCGCUGCAACGCAAUUCGCGAUGUCGACCUCGGGCGCGAUCCCGACUGCUUGCCAAGUGUGGAUCCAAACACCAAGGAGGUCACCGAUGCGCCACACGCAAUGUGGGCUUGUCAUAAAUGCGACACAGAGUACGACAAGUUUGUCAUCGAGCACCCGCUCAUUGAUGUCGUGUCAAGCAUUGUUACGUCGUGGCAGACCCAGGACAUCAUCUGCUUGAAGUGCGGUCAAACCAAGAGCACCAACCUGUCACCCACCUGCGGCUGCGGCGGGGCCUUCCGGCCGUCUCUGAACCGUGGUGAACUGACGAACAAGCUGAAGAUGAUCCAGAGUGUUGCCGGAUAUCACAAGCUUCACUUGACUCACGACUACGUCUCGAGCGUGCUCUCUCGGUGGUAG
This is a messenger RNA of Vanrija pseudolonga, 6738 nucleotides long. RefSeq names its product DNA polymerase epsilon catalytic subunit A (gene POL2). Gene Ontology annotation, biological process: DNA replication; leading strand elongation; DNA replication proofreading. The record is from RefSeq and is a predicted model, not a curated record. Gene Ontology annotation, cellular component: nucleus; epsilon DNA polymerase complex. Bases 1 to 6738 code for a protein of 2245 amino acids. The transcript is spliced from 11 exons. Lineage: Eukaryota; Fungi; Basidiomycota; Tremellomycetes; Trichosporonales; Trichosporonaceae. Gene Ontology annotation, molecular function: single-stranded DNA 3'-5' DNA exonuclease activity; DNA binding; zinc ion binding.